AUGAUUUGUAUUCUCAACAAUAGCAUAUUUUUGCUAUUGACACUAAUAAUAUAUAUUGUACAAUCAACAACAAUAUAUCAUAAUGAUUAUGAACCUCGUGUAUUUGAUUACAUUCCAUCUAAUUGUUACGAUUGUUUAUCAUAUCGUGAUAUAAUAUUAACACAAUUAACAGAUGUUCCAGCACGAUCAUUUGCAAAUUUUAAUUUAGGUUCACGUGAUACAAAUAUGAUAUUAAAUGGUCAAUUAAAUUUACGUUUACAUCCAUAUGCAUUUCAAUCAUUAAUUGUAUAUAAACCAAAUAAAACAUUAACAAUAACAUUAACAGCACCAAAUUCUUGGUUAAAUAUAACAGAAAAUACAUUUAAUGGUCUUGAACUUCAUUCAUAUUCAACCAUACAUAUAAUAAUAAAAUUCUUUUAUGGUUGUACAUUUCAUAAAAAUUCAUUAUCUGGUAUUAAAAUGGAUAAAUAUUCUCGUUUAAUACUUGAUAUAUCAUCAGUAACUGAAAUUGUUUUUGAAAAUAAUAUAAUUAAAGAAAAUGAUUUUAACUCAUCAGUUAAGUUUCUUAUAUCACGUACAGAUACAAUUAUAUUUGAUUCAUAUUCAUUUUUUCAAUUAAAUAUUAAAUUAAAUCAAAUAAUUUCGUUUGAUUUUGAAUUAAUAUCACAUAUACAUUUUAAAUCUUAUUCAUUUAAAUCAUUACAAUUACAAACAUCAAGUUCAUUUAGGUUUUAUUCAAUAUUUUUAAAUCGUUUAACUAUUGAUUCAUAUGCAUUCGAAAAUAUGUUAUUAGAUUCAAAUUCAAUAUUUAAUUUUACUAUACAUACAUUAGGUACAUGUUUAUGUUUAAAAUCAUAUUCAUUUGAUAAUUUACAAACGAAAUAUAAAAGUGAAAAUAUUCUUAUUUUAUUUCAAUUUAAUACUCUUCGAGGUUUAUCAUUGUUUUCAAAUACAUUUUCAAAUUUAUCAUUAAACAGCAUUGAUAAUCAAUUAAAAAUAUAUUCAAAUAAUCCAUUAAAUGAUCCAAAUCUAAUUAUUAAUUUUGCUGUAGAUACAUUUUCAACAAUAAAUAAUGGUUCAAUUAUUUUAAAUUUUUCUGAAGUUAUUUUAGUUAGAUUUGAAAAAAAUUCAUUAAAAACAAAUUAUUUAAAUCAUAAAAUUUUUUUCAAAGGUAUUUCAUUUGUCGAUUUAUCGGCAUUAAAUUAUAAAUUAAUUAAAAAACAUUUUCAUUUAUAUUUUGAUGAUAUUCAAUAUGUUAAAUGGUCUAAGCAAAAUAUUGAAGAACAGAAUCUUAUUCAUCUUCAUCCUUCAUUAAUUCAAUAUCAUUUUACUUAUAUUUCAAAUUCUUCUUGUCUUAUUUAUUCAGCUUCACGUUCUAUUCCAUGGUUAUUUUCAAUGUCAAAUUUAACAAUAUGUAAUUGUCCUUUAUUUUAUGCGUAUAAACAUGGUCAACUUGAUAGACAAUUAAUUCCUUGUCUAAAUUCGAUGUCUCAAUUUGAAAUAAUACAACAAAUGAAUGAAUGUAAUUUUGAUCGAAUAGAAAAUCAUUGUUAUUUAACACUUCAAUCAUUAACAAAUUUAAAUAAUACAAAUGAAAAUCUUUCUUCAAAAAUUUUUCAUUCAUUUGAAUUAAAUAAUUUAUUAAUUCAACAAUUAUACGAUAAAAGUUAUCUUUCAUGUUCAUUUAAUUAUUCAUUAUUAUCAUCAACAUUAAUUAUACGUUCACGUUUAUUGAAUAAUUUCGGUCUUGUUAUUGGUAUUAUAAUUGGUAUAUUUAUUACAUUACUUAUUAUUGUUAUAGCUUUAUUAAAUGGUUUACAAUAUAAAAUGAGAGAAUAUGAUGAAACAUGGACAUGGAGACGAAAUAUGUCAUGGACAACAUUACGACGAACAUUAUCACAAACAUCAUUAAGACGUUCACGAAGAGAUUUAUGUACAUUAAAUAGUCAUGGUAUAACAUCAAAAUCGGAUAAUCAACUUGAUCGUUUAAGAUAUGAACAACAGGAUACUAAUGAUCAUGAAUUAGAUUAUGAUUUAAAACAAUCUCAGUCAAUACAAGAAAAUUUAAAAAAUAAUAAUAGACUUUAUUUGUGA
This is a messenger RNA of Rotaria sp. Silwood2, 2094 nucleotides long. NCBI's taxonomy places the organism in Eukaryota, Metazoa, Rotifera, Eurotatoria, Philodinida, Philodinidae. The record is from the annotation of a GenBank genome assembly.